UUGUUGGGUUUUGAAAGUUUGGUGGAAACCAGCUUGGAGAAGGGGCAAGAUGGAAGAGCAGAAUAUUUCUUACCAUAUCUGUCAAAGUCAGCGGUUCUACUUGUACACCCUCCCAGGCUCCCCUCUAUAUUCCUUUCCACCCACCCCAACACGCGUCUUUCUCCAUUCUCCAUUCCAAAUUCUCAGCUCUCCUAAAAUAGCUGCUCCCCAGCCUCCUCGACUCCUCGCCAAUUCAUCCGACUUUUUGCUAUUUUUGCCUCUCAAUUUAAGCUCUGAUCCGCCCCACCAUUUUCUUUGGUUCUUCCUCUUUGGUAAGAACCCUAUUUUCUUCUUUAUUGUUAUUAUUUUUUUCAUUUGAUUCUAAAGCCCCGAUUUCAAUAAUCCUACUGUUUUUAAUUUUCAGAAUAAUUUCGUCAUGGGUUUUUUGCUUAUUAAUUCAUUUCUACGGUUUGUUUACGAGCAGUUGGUUCAUACAUGAAUCUCCUGGCUUGAACAUUACUUGUUAUUUAGGGUGUUUUUUUUUUUUUCAUUUUUCUUGUACAGUUUUUUAAUAUUUAGUUUCAAAACGAUGGGUGUGUACCAAUGGGAAUUUCGUUUCAGUAUAAUCAUGGGUCGACACUCGUUGAUGAAUUUCUAGGGUUUAAGGUUUUAAUAUUGGUUUAAAGCUUCAAAUUCUUUAAUUUUGUUGUGAAAACAAUGUCAUCUGCGGCUCUUGUACUUGCCUCAAUUAACACUGAGGCAAUAUUUUCUCACAACCAUUUUCACACCCAACCUGGAUUGUUUUCAAACGAAUCAAUUCUGAUUUAUCUGGCGUUUUCGGGUUCAAUGAUUCCAAUGCGUGUAAUGGGGUCUGAUUCAAUUGAGGCUGUGAAACUUAGGAUCCAAAAUUGUGGAGGGUUUGUUGUGAAGAAACAGAAAUUGGUUUGUGGGGGCAGGGAAUUGGCAAGGAGCGAUACUCUUGUCCGAGACUAUGGGGUUUCAGAUGGGAAUGUUUUUCAUAUGGUUCUCAAGCUCAGAGAUCUGCAAAUCAUCAAUGUUAGGACUGCAUGUGGAGAAGAGUUUACUUUCCAUGUUGAGAGGUCCAGGGAUGUGGGGUAUGUUAAACAGCAGGUUGCUAAGAAGGGGAAAGGUUUGGCCGAUGUUGAAGAUCAAGAAAUUGUGUGUGAUGGCAAGCGGGUUGAGGACCAAAGGCUUAUUGAUGAUAUAUGUGAGCACAGUGAUGCAGUGCUUCACUUGUUGGUUCGGAAAUCUGCCAAAAUUAGCUGCAGGCCUGUUAGAAAGAAUUUCAAAUUGUCUGUUGUGACAGCAGAGCUGAAUGAGAAGAAAGAUUAUGAUGGAGUGGAUGGAGAACGCGGCUGUGUUUCUAAGGAUAUUGUGCUGCAAAAGCCUCACAACAAAGAUGUUUGGUUGGAGCCCAUUAUUAUUAAUCAAAAGGUUGAAUUAUCUCCAGUGAUGAGGAGUUUGAUUAACUCUACUUCUAAUGGGCUUGAUGCAGGGAACUAUCCAUUGAGGUCUUCAGAGGGUACUGGGGGAGUUUACUUGAUGCCUGAUGUGUCAGGGAACAGGUAUAUUUCUGUUUUUAAGCCGAUGGAUGAGGAGCCCAUGGCUGUGAACAACCCUAGAGGACUCCCCAUUUCAACAAAUGGUGAAGGCCUCAAAGGAGGCACAAGAGUUGGAGAAGGAGCAUUUAGGGAAGUUGCAGCUUACAUUUUGGAUCACCCAAGGAGCGGGCAUCGCUCAUUUUCUAGCAAUGAGAAGGGGUUUGCUGGGGUUCCUCCCACAACUAUGGUUAAGUGCUUGCACAAAGCAUUUAACCAUACUGGGGAUGUAAUGGUCAAGAUUGGUUCCUUACAGAGCUUCAUGGAGAACAGUGGAAGCUGUGAGGAUAUUGGUCCUGCAGGUUUUCCGGUGGAGGAGGUACAUAAGAUCACCGUCUUGGAUAUUAGAUUGGCUAAUGCGGACAGGCAUGCUGGAAAUAUUUUGAUGAGCAAAGAUGAUGAUGGCCGGACUCUAUUAAUCCCAAUUGAUCAUGGCUACUGCUUACCAGAGUCGUUUGAGGACUGUACCUUUGAAUGGCUUUACUGGCCUCAAGCUCGGGUGCCUUACAGUGCUGCCACCAUCCGCUACAUUCAAUCACUCGACGCUGAGGAAGAUAUCGCCCUCUUGCAGUUCCAUGGCUGGGAUCUACCGCUUGAAUGUGCCCGCAUACUUCGUAUCUCUACCAUGCUUCUGAAGAAAGGAGCAGAGCUGGGGCUCACACCCUUCACCAUUGGAAGCGUCAUGUGCCGGGAAACCUUGAAUACAAAAUCAAUGAUUGAGGAGAUUGUCCUUGAAGCUCAGGCCUCCAUGCUCCCAGAUUUCAGUGAAGCUUCAUUCCUUGAAUCUGUAUCACAGAUCAUGGAUCGACGACUUAGCGAAAUCUCAGAAUGAGAUCAAUGGAGAAUGUAGGUAAGUAAAUACAGAGUGUAUAUGGGUUUACUACAUGCUAGGCUUCAAUUGGAUGACAGAUUCUUUCAUCUGUUCAUUUGUUUCUAUGUAUUGUAAUUUGUAUUGGGGGGUUACCCACAGAUUUGUGUUGAAAAUACUAUGCAAAUCUUUUAAGUUUUAGUACUUGGAAGCUUUUUCUUUA
Molecule: messenger RNA, 2629 nt
Organism: Vitis riparia (riverbank grape)
Lineage: Eukaryota; Viridiplantae; Streptophyta; Magnoliopsida; Vitales; Vitaceae
Product: phosphatidylinositol 4-kinase gamma 4-like
Exons: 2
Coding region: 697-2430 (577 amino acids)
Molecular function (GO): protein binding
Source: RefSeq, a predicted model, not a curated record